Molecule: messenger RNA, 2773 nt
Organism: Nannospalax galili (Upper Galilee mountains blind mole rat)
Lineage: Eukaryota; Metazoa; Chordata; Mammalia; Rodentia; Spalacidae
Gene: Znf367
Product: zinc finger protein 367
Exons: 6
Biological process (GO): regulation of transcription by RNA polymerase II
Molecular function (GO): RNA polymerase II cis-regulatory region sequence-specific DNA binding; DNA-binding transcription factor activity
Source: RefSeq, a predicted model, not a curated record
CGCGUCUGGACGACCCGCGCUCCCACAGAGUUUCGAACUCAGUUGGUCCUCAAGACCGAAAAAAAUAUGAGAGCGAGGACCAAUGGCGUGGCAAUAAGGACCCGCGCGCGGUUCUGGCUCCGCCCCCUUCGGAGCGAAGGCAGUCCGGGCCCAGCUAUUGGCCCGCGCUACCUGUCACUCGCCACCGUGGCCAGCCGCAGGGGCCUGGCGGUGUCUGGUUCCGCCCAGGCGCGAAAUGUAACGCGGGAAAAGCCGGAGCUGGGACCGCCGCUGCAGGUUGUUAUUUUCGGGGGCUCGGCGCCGCGCGUUCCGCUUUCCUGUCACCGCCCGGGCCGCGCAGCCCGCCGCUGCAGCCUGCCUCGCGGAGGAGUAGGAGCGGAGCCUGACCAGCCACCGCUGCCUGCCCGCCCCGAGCCGGCCGCUUCCACUGCGGGGUCGGCCUGCCAUGAGCGGGCGGCUGUGAGGGCCAGUCGGAGCAGCGCAGGCGGACUUGGGGAAGCUGCGGAUCCCGCUGGCAUGAUCCGGGGCGUGGAGGCGCCCAUGGCGGACCGCACGGCGCCGCCGCCGGUCAUCUACUGCCACGACUCCCCGAAGCGGGUGCUGGUGUCGGUCAUCAGGACGACCCCGGCGACGCCUCCGUGCGGCCGAGGGGAGCCCGAGCCGCCGCCGCCGCUCGUCCCUACCAGCCCCGGCUUCAGCGACUUCAUGGUGUACCCGUGGCGCUGGGGCGAGAACGCGCACAACGUGACGCUCAGCCCCGGGGCGGCGGGUGGCGUCGCCUCCGCCGGGCUGCCGGUGGCCGCCGACCACCCGGGACUCCGGGGCCGGGGCGCGCCGCCAUCCGCCGUCCCGGGGACCGCCGCGUCGGGCGGAGAGGACGAGGAGGAGGCGAGCAGUCCCGACAGUGGUCAUUUGUAAAAAUAAUGUUAACAGGAUGGAAUCCGACGUGGCAGACCUAGAGCAGACACUGUCCGGGAUUUAAUAAAUGAAGGAGAGCAUUCCUCCAGCAGGAUCCGCUGCAACAUCUGUAAUAGGGUGUUUCCAAGGGAGAAAUCACUCCAGGCCCACAAAAGGACUCAUACAGGUGAGAGACCUUAUCUGUGCGACUAUCCAGACUGUGGAAAGGCCUUUGUUCAAAGUGGACAGCUCAAAACACAUCAGCGUCUUCAUACAGGAGAGAAGCCUUUUGUUUGUUCAGAAAAUGGCUGCCUGAGCAGAUUCACCCAUGCAAACCGCCACUGUCCAAAGCACCCCUAUGCCAGGCUGAAGAGAGAGGAGCCAACUGACACUCUCAGCAAGUAUCAGGCUGCGGACAACAAGGCUGCGGCCGAGUGGCUGGCAAAGUAUUGGGAGAUGAGAGAGCAGCGCACCCCUACUCUGAAAGGCAAGCUGGUUCAGAAAGCUGAUCAGGAGCAGCAGGACCCUCUGGAGUACCUCCAGUCUGACGAGGAGGACGAUGAGAAGAGCGGCGCCCAGCGCCGACUGCAGGAGCAGCGGGAGAGGCUGCAUGGGGCCCUGGCACUCAUCGAGCUGGCCAACCUGACAGGGGCACCACUCCGCCAGUAGCCCCUACACUGACUCCACUGUACAAAGUACUGCCCAGCAUACUUACAAAGUAGAUCCUUGGGCAUAAGCUAAGCACCUUAUUUGCUUAUCAUAGGCUGCUAUUCUGUAGAAUUUUAUGAAGAAUGUCAUUGCCUCAGACAAAUGGGGUGAGAGAGAAUUGCACUUUUUUUUUAUAUGGAAAUGGAUUUGAUGUAAAGUAUAAAAUAUUUUGUAAAUAUGGACUGCACAGUACAGGGUAGAAAGCUACACAUUGUGGGAAGCUAGAUUUUGCAAGUUUAAUGCAUUCAUUGGAAGCAGUUCUCACAGAAAGCACUUUGUGAAUAAGACAUUUGUGUGAAAAAAACAGAAUGGUACAAAUAGCCAAAGAAGGUUGAAAUAGAUUAUUUAUAAGAUCAUUUUUAACAAUGUAUUUUAGUGUGUGUGACAAUACUGUAAACACUGAAGCAAGAAAGUAUGAGAUAUAUAUAUAAGAUACAUAUUUUUAAAUUGCAAAGUAGCAUGCCCAAUAGGGCUAGAGAAAUGGAGGCCAACUAUUUGGAAAGAUGCUGUAAGUUACAGACCUGGACCUGGAAAAUAGGUAUUUGAGGAUCUUGAUGAGAUAAUAGUUAGGAAUUUUUUAAAAAUUGGAGUAAAAUCAGUCUUAUUCCAUCUUUCUGGGGCUUUUUAACUCACUAUAAUGUUUAAGCUUGGAAAGCACUUGUCACCCCUAGCUUGUUAACUUGGGGACUUUUGCACAUUUUACAAUUCUUGUUUGCUGAAAGUGAGUGAUUAAUCUUGCAAAGUCUAGGUAACAUGGCAAUUGGUGCAUAUGUGCAUAUACACCACUUACGUCUAUUAUGAGCCCUGUUAUGAGAUUUGGGACUUGUUUGUGUUAAUAAAAGGGACAUCUGCAGGGUUGUUUUGUAAUGAAAUGUUUUUGGUCUUUUGUUAGUAAACACUAAAUUGUAAUUGUACUGCUUGUUUAGCGUUCUUAGCAAAUGGAAGCCUCCAUAUUUAUAUUUUGAGUGCAUAUUGUCACCUUUCUGCUUUACCUCAGAAUAACAUGCCAAGCUACUUUGUGUUCACUAAAUUUAGCUACCAGUUAAACACUUCAGAAAUAUUAACUACUCAAAUACGUAGGCUUCUGGAAUAGUUUUUAACUGCAAGUGUGUUAAACGCUGGUUCAAAACCAUUUUUUUCCCAAAUAACCAUCACACUGUGUACUAAG